AUGUCGGAUAGCUCUCUACCAAUUAUAAUACCCGCAUCGAAUCUACAAUGGAUGGUUCUAUCCUGGAUGAGGCCUGAGGUCCGAAGUGUACCGUCUAUAUCUCUUGACGCGUUUCAGCGCUCCGUCCUUCCCAAGGUCAUCAGCUCCACACAGAUUGACGACAUUACCACUCUUUUACAAGCCAACGGACAUCUUCAACCGAGCGGACGGUGGACUCUGUUCCCUAUCGACCCUUGCAUGGAGGCGAAAGAGAAUACGUGUUUUAAAACUAUCGCUGCGGCUAUUGUCAAAGAGGCAAAAGUUUUGCUGGACCACAACCCGACUGCGGUAAUGCAGACCCGGCCAACGCAAGCCGCACUUUCUGAAGGUCACAACGGCCAGUUCAUAUCUGAUGGCCACUACGCGUUGUGUGAGUCCAAGGGUGCCCGCGUUGCUGCAUUGGCAUGCGACCGUGCUGAGAUUGAGGAAUACAAACUCAAGGACACUUGGGAAGACGAAAACGAUGUAGGCGACGUGUCACUGUUCGAUGACUGGCCAAAGCUGACGACUACGUACGAUGUGCAGAAUAACAAGAAAAUUCUUGGGAAUGCGGCCCAGAUGAUGUAUGCUGAUCCUUGCCGACGGUUCAUGUUUGGAAUGACGAUCGCGAAUACUACGACCCGGCUUUGGUUCUUCUCAAGAGCUAUGGUACUCGGGUCACAACCCUUUAAUUUUGUUUUGGAGUAUCAUCACUUGAUAAACUACGUUGUAUCGAUGUCGUUUGUCAGCACGGAACAACUAGGCUACGAUUUCACAAUCACGAGAGUAGCAGUCCCGCUCAAAGCCAGUCCAGCUCGUUAUCGGAUUCAGUAUGAUUAUCUCAUCGACGGGGAGACGUACCGGACAGUUGAAUGCCUGAGCUCUUUUCGAGCAUCGCGUAUCUUAUCUCGUGCGACUAGAGUGUGGACUGUUCGAAAACUCGGGGAUCGGAAGAAGCAGCAGGAAUCUAAUGAUCCUGAGGCGAAGAAGGAUCCCUCGGUCUAUAAACAGUACUUCAUGGAAAUCAAGGCAUGCGAGGUGGUGACUCGCAUCGACAAAACGGAAGAUGCCAUACCACCUCUAUCGGACCCAUACCGAAUGUAUGAUGUCAAACGUCAGCUGAGCUCUUCUGCGGCAUCGAAACGAUCGACAUCGAGUCUCUCAAAUACUGCCGACUCCGUAGGAGGCCAUUUAUCUGGUCGAAUUCAAAAACAUCAUCCACAGCGGGAGUAUACUGGAUGUAAACACGUUCGGGUUCUGUUCGCCGAAGUUGGUAAUCCCCUCGAUAAGGGUUGGGAUAUCUAUACAUCGCUUCCUACGUUCACAGAGACAUAUCGUCAGGGAAUAUUUUACUUUGUUCAGGCAACAGAGGAAAGAUAUCUGGAAUAUUCCAAGGAGUUUCUAUCUGAAGGUCCAAAAAGUGAUCCCAAAACAGGAACACCCAUUUUCAUGGCCGUGGAAGUUCAGGAUACACAGUAUCUCUUCAAAAAAAUGCAAGGAUCCGACUAUGCCACAGUGUUCUCGCGAGUGGAGUCGUUCUCGGCGCAACGAGUUGUCGUGGCGCCGGGGCCACCUCGCCCUCGGACACCUUUCCUUCAUAAUUUCUAUCAUGACGUGGAGUCGCUUUGGUGGAUAGGUAUUCAUUCGUUCUUUACCACAGAGCCUCUGGCGAUCGAAAGGGAUCAAGACACCCAGCAGCUACAGAGGGAAAGCUUCAAUGUCUUAUUCGCGCAUUAUGCCGAGGGGUCUAGGGCACGCUUUACCUUUCUUAAAGAACCGGAAGAAUAUGCUGCUUUUACCUCGUGUCUUCCAGACGAAUUUCGGCCUGUAGCAGAGGAACUCGAAUUCCUUCGCCAACUCCUCUACACAGCCUACAUAUCUGCGGAGGAUCAGGAACACUUUCCCAAAUACGAACACUUUCCCGAUCCGUUCAAAGAACGACAUUUCGAACGAAUCCUGGAGAAGGCAAUUAUGGAAGCUAUCACGGACAUUCAACUCUUUCAACUGGAAGACCAGCCCGCACAUGAAGGCGUUGAGGAUGAUGAGGUCGAAUGGGCACUCGAUGGUCUCAAAGAAGAGAACUAUGCCGACUAUGACCCUCCUGAAAACAAUGUCGACAAUUCUGGUGAAUAUGUCCCUCCAAGGGGUACCGCAACUAAGAAGUCUAUUGAUGAGAUUGAUAAAGACGAGGGUUCGAAUGAGGAGCGCGCAUCGAAGGUUCGGCGGACAGGAGAGAACAGUGAUGUUGCUGCUUCUCAGACUGGUACCAGGUGA
This is a messenger RNA of Desarmillaria tabescens, 2292 nucleotides long. RefSeq lists its product as uncharacterized. The record is from RefSeq and is a predicted model, not a curated record. Bases 1 to 2292 code for a protein of 763 amino acids. The transcript has 7 exons. NCBI's taxonomy places the organism in Eukaryota, Fungi, Basidiomycota, Agaricomycetes, Agaricales, Physalacriaceae.